AUGAGGAACGACAUCAUCAGUGACCUUCGCCCCCAAAUUGGUGCAGCGAUGAGUCUUUUUGCCUCAGGAACUGGAUUAAUCCUCGAGGCACAUCAUCCUAGCAUCAGCAUUGCAGUUCAAACACACUCAGAGUUUUAUAGUCGGCCGUUGACCCGUCUUCUGAAAACAUUUUUAUUUGCUGAGAUGAUGUUCAAUGGAACGUCCGAGGAAAGGGAACAAACGGCAAGUUGGCUUGCCUGGACGCAUCGUAAUAUCCAUGGGCGCAUCACGAGCAAGGCAAGGGAGGAACUGAGAUUGCCUGAAGAUUUUAAAUCGUAUGGAUACACUGAUGACUUGAAGGCUUGGGUCAUGCAUUUAUUGCCUUCCAAAUGCGCUACGGCCAACCGGACUGAUGAGGACUUUCAGACUUUCCAAACGCGCGAAAUUCUUGAAAACACUUGUGUGGCACUGCGUCUCGGUGUUCCUGAUCACCUAUUGGAAUCAUUCAUGGCCAUGUUUAACCGUCAACUCGACUUGCUCGACCACGGACACUCCGCUUCUCAGAAACUUGUUGAAGAGAUAGAGAAUGCAGCCACAACAUCCAAUAUAUACUAUUUAGGCUUGGACUCGCCUCUGGAAUAUCACACAGCGGGUCCUUCCGUCGCUACUCUGCCAUUCCUCAACACCCUUCAACACUUACCCGUCGCCAUUGUACUCGACACCACUCAUCCAUCGCUACUCCGCAUGCCAACACCACAACGUCUGUGCGUGCAGAACACCGUCGCCAUGUCUGGGAUCGCGCCUCUCCUCACCGCCUCAUCAACACCCUAUCUGGCCCUCCAACUUCUCUUUCCAGGUCAAAGCGCCUGUGCGCUAUUGAUGGAUUAG
This is a messenger RNA of Psilocybe cubensis, 867 nucleotides long. RefSeq lists its product as uncharacterized. Bases 1 to 867 code for a protein of 288 amino acids. The record is from RefSeq and is a predicted model, not a curated record. Gene Ontology annotation, molecular function: oxidoreductase activity. The transcript has 4 exons. Lineage: Eukaryota; Fungi; Basidiomycota; Agaricomycetes; Agaricales; Agrocybaceae.